Gadus morhua (Atlantic cod) is the source of this 3094-nucleotide messenger RNA. RefSeq names its product tetratricopeptide repeat domain 12 (gene ttc12). Gene Ontology annotation, molecular function: protein binding. Gene Ontology annotation, biological process: axonemal dynein complex assembly; sperm axoneme assembly. Gene Ontology annotation, cellular component: cytoplasm; centrosome. Lineage: Eukaryota; Metazoa; Chordata; Actinopteri; Gadiformes; Gadidae. Bases 332 to 2485 code for a protein of 717 amino acids. The record is from RefSeq and is a predicted model, not a curated record. The transcript has 21 exons.
CAAGACAACGCUUACUCUUCUACGACGGCUCAACGUCACGUUUUCCUUUGUAAACAUACAUGUUGAAUACGGAAGCCAGUUGAAUGAACUGAUUAGCAAUGGUAGAGUAAUUAAUACGGGACAGGAUUUUGAAUGGCUGCAGUUGUAUACAUUAACAGUUGUAUGGCUGUAAGUUAACUUUUCAAGCGGCUUCCCUGCUGGUCUACACCCGGGAGCCUGUGGGACACUGGGCUCUCCAUUGUUGUACCCUCUCCUGUCAUAUGUGUGCACUGUCUGUCACCAUGCCUACGUCUGUCGUGGUUACAACAAAGGGUUGACUCUCCCCCACUUCAUGAUGGACCAAAGAAAGGACUUAGAGAGUUUCCUCAAAAACGUUGACACAAUAAGCGAACUGGUGAACGAGCUGCAUAGGGCUGAUACCGAUGAAGCCCAGCAGCACGCGGCAGCGGAGAGGGCGGACCGCUACCUCGCCGCUCUGGAGGAUGGGGAGGGCGACGGCUCGUGCAGGACUGUCAUCAACCGGACAACCAUCAACACGAAUCCCUCCACCACAUCCCCCCCUGCUAUCAUGAGUCCCCCUCAGUACAGCUCAGAUGUAGAUGCAGAGAGUUACAUGAAGAGUCUGGAGAGAGAUGUGGAAGACAGGAUUCAGAGAAGGAGAGCAAAGGAGGAAAGGGCAAACGAACUCAAAGACAAAGGAAACAAAGCUUAUACCCGACAAGACUUCCAACUGGCCGUGGAGUUUUACAGUGAUGGGCUGGCAGAAUUACGUGACAUGCAGCCACUAUACACCAACAGAGCACAGGCCUAUAUUAAGCUGGGAGAGUUCAACAAGGCCGUCAGUGACUGCGAAUGGGCCCUGAAGUGCAAUGAGAGAUGCCUCAAAGCUUAUGUACACAUGGGCAAAGCAUAUGUUGGCCUACGGAAUUAUAAAGAGGCAAGAAACUGCUAUGAAAAGAUUGUGGAAAUUGAACCUGAGAGGCGGAAAAUGGUGAACGAAUACCUGACUCAGCUGGAAUGGGAGGAGGAGCGAGAGAGGCAGGAGUUAAGUGCCACAGAGGAGUUUGACAGGGGAGGACAGAAGGCCUCCACAGUGCCUCAGCUGCUGGAUAAACUCUCAAGGCCCAACCAGAGCCCCCUAUACUACUGCGGAGGGCUGGAACUUCUUUCGAAAGCCAUUACUGACUGUACUGGUCAGACCCUCUUCCGGCUGAAUAAUGGAUUCAGCAUCGUCAUCAGCAGUGACACAGUAAGGAGCGGUUUGUCCCGUGGUUCGAGGACUUUAUGCGCCCCAGAGCUGUGUGCUUCGCUGCUGAGAUUAUGGCGGGUGAUUUGCAGUGGAAACGAUGAAAACCAGAAAACGCUGAUGGCGUGCACCGUCUCCAGCCAGUCCAUCGUGGACUGUCUAGCCUCGGAACACAUGGCGGUGCGACAAGAGAGUCUGUCCCUUCUGUGCCUGUACUCCCAGACUCAGCGCAGCAGACACAUGGCAAUUGAAGACCUGAAUGUGCAAAUGUUGAUGAAGAAUCUAAUGCAAUGCAUCGCAAGCCCAAAGGAUCAGGAAGAGAUCAGAGCUCUGGCUGUGCUGGAGAACUUUGCAUCUGAAAACAAAUUUUGCAUGCAGCUACGGGAUAAACUAUCUGAAACUGUCUUAGUCCCCGUCACAACAAUACUGAAAACCUUCAACCUGACCAAUCAGCAUGUUCUUCCAUCUUUGAUCUCAUCAAUCGGCUGUCUGGUCCGUGAUGAUGUCAUCCGUCAUAAUAUGGCUCACUCACCGAAAUGUUGGGAGGCGUUUGUGGUUGCCUUGAAACAGUGCAGUAGCAGUGAAUACAGAGACAACCUUUAUCCGCUGCUUGGACUGAUCUUCAACAUUUCAACCGUGGUCACCUCUCCUGGCCUCCAGGAACACGGCAUUCCCCUCUGCACAUGGUGUCUGGCUCUGCUGAGUGAUAGCCACGGAGGAAUAAUCACUAGAGCUGCUGGUGUGCUCAGCCACGUCCUCCCACAAUGCAGGGCGGCUCUUGAGCUCGCUGUCCGCAGGGGGGUGGUCACCACCAUGCGCCGGCUCCUGAAGGGAGCAGGACCAACCAGCACUAAGUAUGCCAUUAAGACCCUCACAGUGUGUACGGCUGCCAGUCACCUGGCACGAGAGGAGCUGCUGGAGUCUGAUAAAAGGCUGUCGGUCCUCCGCCGCCUGCUGCGGUCCAGCGAUGAUGAGGUGGUGCUGGGGAACGCCGCCCUGUGCCUGAGCCACUGCCUGGAGGUGCAGGGAGCAGCCCUUAACCUGCUGGCCACCGACGCCGUUCCUCUGCUGCUGCGCCUGGCUGCAGCCGACAACACCCCCGCCGGGAGGACGGAGGCCCAGCGCAACGCCGCCAUCGCGCUGGGGAAGCUGUGUCACACUGAACCCAGACAUAUGCACAAACUGCGGGAGCUGCACGGCGUCGAGGUCCUCCACUCCUGCAUGAAGCUCAUCUCUUGAAGCUCAUCACUGCUGAGCCACGGGUGUCACAUAAUUUUCAUAGCAUUUAAAUGUCUCCUUCCCGUGUGAUUUCCCUUCGUCUUUGACCGUACGUCUCAAUGUCACCUCUGCCUCGAGAAAGACAUUUAAUAAAUAAAUCGACCCAGUGCCCAUCACACUUUUUCAAACAGGCUAAUUACUCGGGACCAAAUGUACCAUCUCGUCCCAUUGAUUAAACCCCCAGAUGAGCGGCAUCACAUCCUCUAGCCUCACCCCCUCCUCACAGCUGCGUGAUCGUGUCAGAGGUGCCAUAGCUCAGCUUUUAUUCCCAUUGAGGUAUAGUUGAUAUAAUAUUUUUUAUAUGUGUGUAUGUAAACGGCUGUCAAGGGCGAUUUGAGGCGGCAGCUUUAGUUGAUUGUCUCUGACCGCUACUUGGCCCCUCAGCCCUUUGAUAUAAGGCAGCCUGUUUGUGGCUCUGUCCUUACAAAUAGGGAAUUUAUGGCUUUUUGCAACCACGUUUUCCCUGGCAAUUCAAGGCUGAACGAUUUCCAUUCCCGCAGCUGCUACUGUGGUACUUAUAAUAUGAUACUUGGAAAACGACAUUAAAAAAACAUCGUUUUUUCUGCUUUA